This is a messenger RNA of Marmota flaviventris (yellow-bellied marmot), 405 nucleotides long. The record is from RefSeq and is a predicted model, not a curated record. NCBI's taxonomy places the organism in Eukaryota, Metazoa, Chordata, Mammalia, Rodentia, Sciuridae.
AUGGAGACACUCUGUGGUACCCUGUGCACAUUGGCCACUGACAGCAACAAGUACCAUGCUAAGACUGACUGUGGGCGCCAACGCUCUACUUUCUGUGCUGUGCUGAACUUUGUUGAGGGCAGUGAAUGCGAGGAAGACACAAUCCGCUUUGGACUUGAAGUGCUCUAUGUGGACAGCUGGACUCGGCACUGGAUCUAUGCUGCCUUCGAGGAUGUGCUGGGUUUCUGCAUGCACCACCACCUUCAGAACAAUGAGCUUCUUUGUGACAUCUUUGGCCUGGGCCCGGUGCUGGUGCUGGUGCUGGAUGCCACUGCCUUGAAGACCUGCAAAAUUUCACACUUUGAGAAGCACCUGUACAAUGCUGCCACCUUCAAAGGCCGGACCAAGGCUCCCAGCCGUGUAUAG